UAAUCUCAGGAUGGUGAAAUAGUUGGUAAAUCACGUGAUCUCACGUGACGUCACGUUAAAAUGGUGUUAAGAGGGUUUCUACUGCUCCAGGCCAUCAGUUCUAUAUUAUGUGAAAAUGGGUACUUUAACGGCAUGUACUUUGGGGCAGCAUCAGCUCUCUACAUUGGGAUGGACCAUUUCAAGGUUCCAUGUUAUAAAUACGAAUGUUGUACAGUAGGGACAGGGCGAGUACACUGGAUACAUAACGAUGUUACAAAGCUGGAUACUCUGCUGGAAAAGAAGUUGUUUGGACAGCACAUUGCUACCAAGAUCCUACACCAUCAACUAGGAGCAUUCCUGCUAGAACCCAAACCAGAGAAACCGUUUGUAGUUCACAUUUCGGGGAAGACAGGAACUGGAAAGAACCACAUUUCUAACCUCAUAGCACAGGCAAGGUACGCAGAGGGUGUGGAAAGUAAAUAUAUAUUGAAGAUAAUUGGAACUCACAAGUAUGGUUCACUGGACCACGACACAGCUACAAAAUUAAUGAAAAAAGAGGUGGCUGAGCACGUAAGGAAAUGUAAACACGCGCUGGUGAUCAUUGACGAGGCCGAGAAACUUCCAGAAGGAACUCUAAACGCUAUCAGCCCCUACUUGGAUAAAAACGUGGCUAUAGAUGGAGUGGAUUACAGAAACACCAUCUUUGUAUUUCUCUCUAACACUGCUGGUAACGCUAUAAGAAAUUACACUGAGACGCAGUUGGAGGCAGGUAGACAGAGAGAGGAUAUAGCUGUGCUGGAAAUGGAGAAUCUUAUACAGGAACACUUGUACAAUUCGGGUGAGUUGAAACACAGUUCGCUCAUAUCCCGGUACCAGUUAGAUGCCUUUAUUCCAAUGCUACCUUUAGAAAAGAGACAUGUUCAGCAGUGUGCUGAGGAACAGUUGAAACAACGUCGUAACAAGUGUGGUUGUGGAGACGACCCCUCUUGUAUCUCCACUCGAGCAAACGAAAUAGCCAACCAAAUAGACUAUUCAGGAAGAUUUAGCAGAAGUGGCUGCAAGAAAAUAUUGACUAAAGCAAACUUGGUGUGCCCGUUAGAUCGCAAAAGUGAAUUGUGAAAGUUUUGUCAGAGUUUUUAUCGUUUGAAUUUUCGUUAAUACGUUUACAGUAAAUCGGGGUUUUACUGUAUCAGUAUUUAAUCUCAAUAUUUAUUUUACAUUCAAUAUGGUUACUGAGGUAUUUUAUUUCCAAGUUAAAA
Bolinopsis microptera is the source of this 1238-nucleotide messenger RNA. RefSeq names its product torsin-1A-like. The transcript is spliced from 8 exons. Gene Ontology annotation, molecular function: ATP binding; ATP hydrolysis activity. NCBI's taxonomy places the organism in Eukaryota, Metazoa, Ctenophora, Tentaculata, Lobata, Bolinopsidae. Bases 61 to 1098 code for a protein of 345 amino acids. The record is from RefSeq and is a predicted model, not a curated record.